AUGCCUUUCUUCUUCUCACGGCAGUUGACUCCAGUUAUCAUUUACAAGUCACGUGAGGGUUUGUGGGGUGAUCAGACCUUGUUUUGUUCAAAUGCCAUAACAUUAUCCUGCACAAAAUUGGAUAUUGGUUCUAGAUCAUUGAAGGUUGGCGGUUUGGGAGACGUUGUGACUGGUCUUGGUAAAGCAUUACAAAAGAGAGGACACCUUGUGGAGAUUGUUCUGCCCAAAUAUGAUUGCAUGCAAUAUGAUCGGGUUCACAACUUGAGGGUGCUAGAUGUGGUGGUGGAGUCAUAUUUUGAUGGAAAAUUAUACAAAAAUAAAAUAUGGGUUGGAACAGUUGAAGGUCUCCCAGUUUACUUUAUUGAGCCUCAGCACCCUGAUAAGUUCUUCUGUAGAGGACAAUUUUAUGGAGAGCAUGAUGAUUUCAGACGUUUUUUGUUUUUCAGCCGUGCAGCACUUGAGUUGCUUCUUCAAUCUGGCAAAAAACCAGACAUAAUUCAUUGUCAUGACUGGCAGACAGCUUUUGUUGCACCACUUUAUUGGGAUUUAUAUGCCCCAAAAGGGUUGAAUUCAGCCAGAAUAUGUUUUACAUGCCACAACUUUGAGUACCAAGGGACUGCACCUGCAUCAGAAUUGGCUUCUUGUGGACUUGAUGUCCAUCAGCUGAAUAGACCAGAUCGAAUGCAAGACAACUCUGCACAUGAUAGGGUCAAUCCUGUCAAGGGUGCAGUGGUAUUCUCAAACAUUGUGACAACAGUAUCUCCUACCUAUGCACAAGAGGUGCGGACUGCUGAGCAAGAAAAGUUCCAAAUUUCACUUGGUGUGGGUGGGAGAGGUCUCCAUUCGACUCUUAGUUUUCACUCCAAGAAGUUUGUUGGAAUUCUGAAUGGAAUUGAUGUUGACGCAUGGAAUCCUGCUGCUGAUACUUUUCUCAAAGUUCAAUAUAAUGCUAAUGAUCUUCAUGGGAAAACUGAAAAUAAAAUAGCUUUAAGAAAAUUUCUUGGGCUCUCUAAUGUAGAUGUCAGGCAGCCAAUGGCUCCACAUUCAUCUUGUGUAAAAUUGUCUGCUUGGAAAUAUCAUGAGCACUCUUUUAUCUCCAAGAGUACUCGAGAUCAUAUGGUAGGCUGCAUAACAAGAUUGGUGCCACAGAAAGGUGUGCACCUUAUUAGGCAUGCAAUAUACCGAACACUGGAGCUGGGAGGACAAUUUGUACUUCUUGGUUCAAGCCCAGUUGCACAUAUUCAGAGGGAAUUCGAGGGUAUUGCAAACCAUUUUGUGAAUCAUGAUCACAUUCGACUGAUACUGAAGUAUGAUGAAUCUCUCUCCCAUUCCAUUUUUGCAGCAUCUGACUUUUUUAUCAUCCCAUCGAUUUUUGAGCCUUGUGGCUUAACACAGAUGAUAGCAAUGAGAUAUGGUUCCAUACCAAUUGCAAGAAAGACUGGUGGUCUAAAUGACUGUGUCUUUGAUGUUGAUGAUGAUACUGUGCCUCUCCAAUUUCGAAAUGGCUUUACAUUCUUGACCCCUGAUGAACAUGGAGUAAACAGUGCUUUAGAUCGUGCAUUUAACUACUAUCGAAACAAUGCCGAGGUCUGGCAGCAGCUUGUUCAGAAGGACAUGAACAUAGAUUUCAGUUGGGAGUCUUCAGCAGAGCAAUAUGAGGAACUUUACCUGAAGUCAGUGGCCAGAGCAAGGGCAGCAGCAAGUCGAGCAUGA
Messenger RNA from Dovyalis caffra, 1713 nucleotides. Lineage: Eukaryota; Viridiplantae; Streptophyta; Magnoliopsida; Malpighiales; Salicaceae. The record is from the annotation of a GenBank genome assembly.